This is a messenger RNA of Hypoxylon trugodes, 1131 nucleotides long. RefSeq lists its product as uncharacterized. The transcript is spliced from 2 exons. Lineage: Eukaryota; Fungi; Ascomycota; Sordariomycetes; Xylariales; Hypoxylaceae. The coding region runs from base 1 to 1131 and encodes 376 amino acids. The record is from RefSeq and is a predicted model, not a curated record.
AUGGAUUCGACUGGUCCUUCGAAGGCUAGGAUUAUCGACUCUAUUGACCCACCGUCGCAUACCAUGAACCUUCCAUCAUUGAAAAACGACGUUAUCCACUGCAACUCUAGCACCACAUCCGACGACGACGAAGUCAUUGUCUACGACAAAUUUAAAGCAGAGUCUGCUCGCAAGGGUACCAUGGCGACCAUGAAUAAGUCCGCUGAGAAGGCUCCCCUCAAGGAGACCGAACACAACACCCGAAACGAUCAGGCACAGAUGCCCGACCAUAGCGACAACGGCAAUAAUGGCGACCAUGGAUUAACGCACAGCGGCCCUGAGGCAGCGUACGUAUUCGAUUCGGAGUGGCGCGACACCGUGAACCAGAUGUCUCCUUCUCUUUCUUUCAAUAACUAUCCCCAAGAGACCAGCGAAUCUAGCAGCUACAUUCGCUCAUCCUCACGCUCCGAAGAGUCCUUCACCACCACAGCUCUGAAAGAGGAAUUGCGUUGGUACAAGAUCUACUACAACAUGACCAGGAACGGUAUGAUCAAGUCGCCGUUCGUGCCUUCGACCUUCGAGCAAUACCUUUCCUUGCGAAUUGAGACUGUCAAAGCAAAGGAGCGUGCCUUCUAUAAGCAGUGGGAGAGUUCCGAACGAGAUGCCAUGUUGGCUCGCCACCCCGACGAUGAUAGCGACACAUCUGGACAACAGCCUACUCCCGUUGAGUUUUCCGAGAAGCUAGCUCAGGUGUGCAACAAUGACGGUCUGACCUGUGUCAACGCGCGCCACAGUAUCUGGGGCAAGAAGAAGUUGGAGAGUGGUAAUACCUGUAUCGACUGGCCGUCCGCAAGAGCCUACCAGAUGAGUCAGGGAUGGCUUCCCCAACCCCGUCUGCAGAAGCUUGACGUCGAGCACUACGGAUACGCUCUUUUCGAAGGAGUUCCCAUUGAAGGCCCUGGUGUCCCCUACGAGCUUCGCAAGCCCGCUUACUGGGCUAUCCGUCCCGUCAACGAUGGCAUGUACCAAGGAGAGGCCGCGUACCUCGGAGCGAAGACGCAGGAGCUAAGAAUGCAAGACAUCCACGAUCUUAACGAAACCACUUAUCAGCUCCUCCUCGACAUUGAUGCCGACGAGGAAUCUGCGGUUUGA